Molecule: messenger RNA, 1710 nt
Organism: Triticum aestivum (bread wheat)
Lineage: Eukaryota; Viridiplantae; Streptophyta; Magnoliopsida; Poales; Poaceae
Product: disease resistance protein RGA2
Exons: 2
Coding region: 37-1710 (557 amino acids)
Molecular function (GO): ADP binding
Source: RefSeq, a predicted model, not a curated record
UGAAACAUUCCAAGAUCUGCUGGUAAGAAAUUUACCAUGGCGGAGGCCAUCUUCUCGGCGGUAGUCGGCGACAUGGUGGGCAGGGUGAUCUCGCUUCUCGCCGGCCGCUUCAGCGACCAACAGAGCACCAGUGUCAAGCUGCAGAAGAUAAGUCGUAUGCUUGUCAGGAUUCACAGCGUGGUGGAGGAGGCCAAAGGGAGGCACAUCACAAACCAUGUUGUCCUCGAAUGGCUCUCGGAGCUCAACGACGGUGUGUACCAGGGUCGUUAUCUGCUGGACACGAUCAGGUGCGGAGAGCCGGAGCUCGAAGACGGGCAUGGUGACAAGGUAGCAGCACAGCCUUUCUCUCUGUCCUUGUUUAAUCCUGCAAAGCGCGUGCGUGUCGCCACGAGCACCGUGAAGUGCAUACUGCCUCGCCAUGACGCCGGUGUCGAUGAGAUCGACACGGUGCUAGAGAGCUUGCAAAGCAUAUCUGAUGAUCUCCGGGAGUUCAUGAUGCUCCUGCAAGGCUGCAAGCGGAUCCGCCGCCCUUUGGCUACCAACAUCUUUGUGGACGGGCAGAUGUUUGGCAGACAUGUCGAGAAAGAAAGGAUCAUCAAUUUCUUGCUUGACGACCACGGUCCAUGCAUCACGGGGAAGCUGCCUUUGCUCCCAAUUGUUGGUGACAUUGGAGCUGGGAAAACUACCUUGGUGCAGCACGUCUGCGAUGAUGCCAGGUUGCGCAACCGCUUCCCAAUAAUCAUGCUGUUUAAUUUCUCAUCUACCUACGCUAUGGCGAUGGGUCGACCAACUGUUGUUCUGAAAUCCAAACAUGUGAUUGGAGGGUCUGGAAAGCUUAAUCAUCCGCUGCAAGUGCUCAACGAGAAUUUCCGCAAGAAGCGGUUCCUGAUGGUGUUCGAGGAUGUUGACAUGCACAGGAAGCAAAUGCUGGAGGAGCUCUUGCCAAGCCUGAGACAUGGCAAACAGGGGAGCAAGAUCAUACUCACCACCAACAACAGGCGUGUCGCCGCUGGCAUGGGGACAGUGGAGCCAGUCAAGCUGAAGGUCUUGCCACACCCAGAGUACUGGUUCUUCUUCAAGGCGCAUGCCUUUGCUGCCACGGACAUUGAGGAGAACCCGAGGCUGCUGGCUGUAGGCAAAGCCAUUGCAUGGAAGCUAAAUGGAUCAUUCUUCGGCGCAAAGAUCGUCGGAGGGGUGCUGAAAGCCCAUCCAAAUCUACAGCUCUGGUGUAAGAUUCUGAGAAGCAAUAUCGGGGGUUUGUCCUUGUUGGGUGAUGGCCUUGGAUACAUUGCGGAUUUGGCAGAAAAUCUGCUGCCAAGUCAUGUAAAGAUGCGCCAGCUGAUUAUAUCCAAGAAACCGCUCUCCUCGACACAGCCUGAGUUUGCCAGGUUACAUGAUAUGCUUCUGCCAAGCCCUGAUGCAGCAUCAGCAGACCAAGAAAGCUGGAGUGCAGAUGUUCAAAAUGCAAAAGUGUUGUUGUGCAGGUCAGUUAUGCCAUUCUUUUGCCUGGACUACAACGCCCAUUGCACUUUUUGUGCUGUUUUCUACCGUCCUUUCAUUUCAGCAUCGCAUCCUCUUAGAAACCUCUUCUUUUACUUGUUCCAAAUAGUCCUUCGGUACAAAUGGUCGCCUGCUUCCAAGCGAGCUGGACUUCCAGCACAGGCUUUCCAAAAGCUAACAAAUUUCAUACCAAAGCAGAUUGAAGUAUGA